AUGAGUUUGCCAGAUCUGCAGAAGCUUGUCAGGCUUGGAAAAAAUUUUUCCAGAAAGGAAGUGAAAUGUUUAAUGAGGUUGUUCCAUGACCUGGUUGGGGAACAACCUGAGCGGCGGGCAGUGAACAGUUUGGACCGUGGUAAGUUCAUGAACAUUCUUCACAACACAUUUCGAAUGACAGAUGACAUGAUGAUGGGCAGAGUGUUCUGUGCAUUUGACAAGGACAAUGAUGGUUAUAUCUGCUUGGAGGAGUGGAUAGGAGGGCUCUCGGUUUUUCUGCGAGGUUCACUGGAUGAAAAAAUUGAGUUCUGCUUCAAUGUGUAUGACUGGAAUGGGGACGGAAGUAUUUCCUGGGGGGAAAUGUUCCAGAUGCUUAAAAGCAGCCUAGUUAAACAGCCAACAGAAGAAGAUCCUGAUGAGGGUAUUAAGGACUUGGUUGACAUUACGUUAAAAAAGAUGGAUCAUGAUCACGAUGGCAUGCUGUCAUUUGCUGACUUUGAAAAGUCUGUUCGAGAAGAACACCUUCUGCUCGAGGCCUUCGGAAGUUGUCUGCCUGAUCCAAAGGCCAUAAUUGCAUUUGAAGGACAGACCUUCCUGAACGCCUCUGAAAUAUAA
This is a messenger RNA of Polypterus senegalus (gray bichir), 615 nucleotides long. Its product is annotated as EF-hand calcium-binding domain-containing protein 1-like. The record is from RefSeq and is a predicted model, not a curated record. Gene Ontology annotation, molecular function: calcium ion binding. NCBI's taxonomy places the organism in Eukaryota, Metazoa, Chordata, Cladistia, Polypteriformes, Polypteridae. Bases 1 to 615 code for a protein of 204 amino acids. The transcript has a single exon.